AUGGGUCACCUGCCGCCAUUACCUGCGACUCCUCGGAUGCUUCCACCAGUGCCGUCUCUAUGUAAUCCCAAACACUCUCUGAUCCGACGCGUAACUAAUGUUGCUAUUCUCGAACAGGAAGAGUCACUAGUAACCACUAUUGAGGCCAUGUUGCUGAGAACGCAGCUGUUUUGGGCAGAACACGUCUCCGGGGUGGAGGAUCAUCGUUUUACUAAAAUGUGCUUUGUGAUGAAUUCGCUACCGGUUUCCGCAGAACAGCCCCAAACAGUAGAUAUAAUGACUCCCUGA
Messenger RNA from Loa loa (African eye worm), 288 nucleotides. RefSeq lists its product as hypothetical. The record is from RefSeq and is a predicted model, not a curated record. The transcript has a single exon. Lineage: Eukaryota; Metazoa; Nematoda; Chromadorea; Rhabditida; Onchocercidae. Bases 1 to 288 code for a protein of 95 amino acids.